Molecule: messenger RNA, 219 nt
Organism: Iphiclides podalirius (scarce swallowtail)
Lineage: Eukaryota; Metazoa; Arthropoda; Insecta; Lepidoptera; Papilionidae
Source: the annotation of a GenBank genome assembly
AUGCCAACAUCUGAAAAGAUGGCCAUGGACUUGACUGGGGUCGCCCUCGUCCCCUUCCAGCGUAUAAGAUGUGUCUCGUUACACGGGGCCUACCUGGGCCCGCUCGGCGCCGCGACGCCCCUGAUUUAUUGCGGCCUAUACAUUCAAAUUGACAGCCCAGAGCCCGGCCGCGGCGUGGAGCGCUAUCACGAUCUACGCGCCCUAACGCCGGCUAAGCGA